This is a messenger RNA of Dunckerocampus dactyliophorus (ringed pipefish), 1503 nucleotides long. It is a transcript of the gene ngrn, whose product is annotated as neugrin, neurite outgrowth associated. The record is from RefSeq and is a predicted model, not a curated record. The transcript has 3 exons. NCBI's taxonomy places the organism in Eukaryota, Metazoa, Chordata, Actinopteri, Syngnathiformes, Syngnathidae. Gene Ontology annotation, cellular component: nucleus. Bases 384 to 1340 code for a protein of 318 amino acids.
GCUCAGCAACACCGUGACACAUGAUGAGCGCACAUUGUGGGCAGUGUCGGAAGGUGCCCGGCAGAUGUCGCAAUAUACAUAUAUGUUUCACAGUACGGUCGAUUUUAAAAAAUGUAUGUGGGCAACAUACACUACUGUGUUCCAUGUUCAAAUAUCAGGUUCGGAUCAAAUGUCGGCUUAAUGUCGUUUUUAAACAUAACUCCGCGCCGAUAGGUGGCAGUAGCACGCCCGUCAUAAUGUGUUUACGCAAGUGACCAUGUUGACUUUAUGGGGACGCAACCAGGAAGUGGAUACGUGAAGGGUAUUUAACAAUAUCCCUCCUCAGCCAAGUAGCAAUUUAAGAGUCGGUCUUUUGUUAUUCCACCGUCACUCACUCUAUAAUCAUGACCGGGUGUCUCAGUGUGAUCUCCGUGCUCGCUACACUCGGGGCUCGAACAGCAACACUGCCAUCAGCAUGCAGUCACAAGGUUCCCUUAAUGUUUGGCCGAUUUACCAGCAGAGGUGCCAGCAAGGUACAGAUGGCGCAGAAUGGUGUGCGCAAACAUUUCCACUAUGAAGAAGAUGAAGACUUUAUGAUGGAGGAAGUGGAGGACAAGCUGGAAACUUUGCUGGAAGAGCGGAAGAAGACUCAAAAGGCUAUCAAGUAUAACAUCAUCAAGAGGAAGAUGAUGCCAUCAGGGGCUCCAGAGAGGAAGUUAACCUGGCAGGCUAUUGAACAGAUAAGAUAUCUAAAACAGGAGCAGCCAGAUGAGUGGUCAGUCAAGCGUCUGGCUGAAGGCUUCUCUGUCACCCCUGAUGUGAUUGUCAGAGUCCUCAAGAGCAAGUUUAUCCCAGACCCAGACAGGAAAAUCAAGCAAGAUGUUAAAGUUAUGACUAGACUCAAUCGUCAAGUCUUGCCUUCAGGGUCUGGGGAAGAGAAGAGCAGAAUAAAGUUGCACAGAGGCUGCUCAGCAGCUGCACUUCCCCCAGGAAAUCAAGAAAACGGUUUGGUUCCUGUGGCUGCCCAUACUUCAGUAAGUGGAGACACAAGCUCAGGGAUUUUAAUAAGUGGAGACACAAGCUCAGUCAAUAAAUCCCUGGCUGUAGCUUCUGCGCCUGUUACAGUUCCGGCAACUUACUUUACUUCUGUAAACAACAAAGAUGCCACAGGGAGGAGGUCAGCUGAAGAUGACAGUUCCACCGACAUUAAUAACUCGGGAGAGGAAGACGGGUGCUGGCAGGGACAGGUUUUGUCUGAGGAAGAGAUUGAGCAGUUUUGGGACAUGAAGAAGCCUACGCCUGUGGUGCAAGUUGGGAAAGAUUUCUUUGAUGGCGAGGGCAAUUUUUUGUACAGAAUAUGAGCACUUGUUUUGAAUAGGGACUGCUUGUGUCUUGUGAUGAUAUUUUCUGCAAAUAUUUGUCAUGUGUGCUGGCAAAUAAAAACAAAAUAUGAGAGUGAAUUCCUAAAAAUGCAAUUUUUAACACAAAAUAUUCUCAUGUACACAGAACACCUGAUUAAACAUU